Physella acuta is the source of this 4151-nucleotide messenger RNA. RefSeq names its product PDZ domain-containing protein GIPC1. NCBI's taxonomy places the organism in Eukaryota, Metazoa, Mollusca, Gastropoda, Physidae. The record is from RefSeq and is a predicted model, not a curated record. Gene Ontology annotation, molecular function: protein binding.
AGAUCAGCCAUUUUACCUCAUAGAAGGACUUCAUAGCUUCCUCUUAUGUUGAUAAGGAUUCUAACUUGUGUCCCACUAGUGAUUAAGAACAAUUAAGGACUAACAUUGUGAUAUUUUUACACUUCGCAUAACCAUGCCUCGGUUCUUUAAUAGUAAGAAACAUAAAAACGCAGGUAAUGAAAACGUAUCAGAUAAUCACAAUGUAGAUACGGCAAAUAAGAACAGCAGAGAUUCGCCCCACCCUAGCGAUGACACGACUGGAAACGAAGCCAAUGGUGGUGGAUCAAAGGCACCUAAAUCAAAUACAGAUCAACUACCUUCACAAGUCCCCAGACCUAAACUUGUUUUUCACUGCCAGCAAGCUCAUGGUAGCCCAACAGGAAUUAUUUCAGGAUUUACAAACGUUAAAGAACUGUACCAGAAAAUAGCAGAUUGCUAUGACAUACCUGUGUCAGAUAUUUUGUUUUGUACUCUCAACACACACAAGGUUGAUAUGACUCGGUUGUUGGGUGGUCAAAUUGGAUUAGAUGAUUUUAUUUUUGCUCAUGUCAAAGGUCAGCCAAAGGAGGUGGAAGUAACAAAAUCAGAAGAUGCUCUAGGGCUCACUAUUACAGAUAAUGGUGCAGGCUAUGCUUUUAUCAAACGUAUAAAGGAAGGUAGCAUAAUGGACAAAGUGCCUUUUAUAGCUGUUGGUGACCACAUAGAAAAAAUCAAUGGAGAAAGUUUAAUUGGGUGCCGUCAUUUUGAAGUUGCAAAAAAAUUAAAAGAAAUCGCAAAAGGAUCAGUUUUUACAAUACGAACUGUUGAACCUAUGAAGUCAGGAUUUUCAAAUAUUGGACCCUCAACUGGCAAAAAGGGCAGUGGUAAUCUAGGCUCAGGCAAACAAACGCUUCGACUGAGAUCCUCCGGACCAGCCACAGUAGAAAUUCCUGAUGAGGUUGUCACUGUGGCUACAGACAAAAUAAAUAAUUUGUUGGAGUCUUUUAUGGGCAUAAAUGAUACAGAAUUAGCUCAAACAAUCUGGGAGAUUGGCAAAAAGGCUAACAACCCAAGUGAUUUUGCAAUUGGUAUUGAUGAUUCAGAACUUCAAGUUUUUGGAUUUACAGAUGAUUUUGUUUUUGACCUCUGGGGGGCAAUUUCAGAUGCCAAGAGUGGUCGAUUAAAUCAAGUAUCUGCAGAUUUCAGUGAACAAUUUUAAUGUUUGCUGUCAUAUUUUUUUCAUGUUUAAACUCAUCUCAUGCGCUGUAAAAAAUGUUUCCCUAUCCAAUGUUUAUAUCAUCCUGUACAUCUCUACUAUACUCUAAUGGACCCAAAGAAAAACCAUACCAUAUCCACAUAUUGUUUCCAGUGAGUUGACAAACCAAGCUCUAGGGUCCAGACUUAAGCAUGACAUAUCCUGGUGAUACUUAGGUGCCAUUGUAAAGCACACAGUGAUAGUAAGGGAGUUAAAAUGUAGUUUUCUUCAAUGUUGUAUUUUAAUGACGAGAAAAGUAUAAACAUUUCUAUAUUUCCUUCACACAUUUAAUUCUGAUUAAGUGUACAAGGUGUUCUAAAUUAUAAGUUCCUUCUUUAAACAUGUUUCUGAAACUUUAUCUCUAAAAUAAUUUCUAAAGUUGUUGACUACUGAUACCAAUGAAUCUAAAUAAGAAACAUAUAUAUGAAUAAUAAUAGUGAUUGGGGAAAAUAUUUAAUUUCAUCUCACAAGGUAAAUACAAUUUUUAAAGUAGAUUUUAGUGGAUUGUAUAUAUAUUUAUAUGUAUAUAUAAAGUAGAUUUUUGUUUCUUGGAGCACUAAAUGCAACUAUAAGAAAAUCACUUGCAUCUUCAAAACAUCGAUUUCCUGUUUUUCUUGCUAAAGUAUUCUUUUCACAAUUGUUAUGACAAAAAAGUUAAUCCCAGGGUUGUAAUAAGAAACUUGCUUUAUUUUUGUUUUGUUGUGAAUCAGUUUUGUGUGACUUAAUGUGAUCUAUAGAUGGAUUUAUUUAUAUAUAUAUAUCAUAUAUAUCUUUGAUUUGAUCUCUUAAAAAGGUUUACACCAGAAAUAAAUUAUUUUAUCUAGAUUUUCCAAACCUGAGAUAAAUUAAAUUAUUAUUGACUAGAUUUUUCAAGAUUUAGUGUAUCAAAGAAAAAAGUAAACCAGCAAGUUAAGAAUUUUUAUCUCGUAUAUCUGUGAUCAUGUGAUUACACUGACCCAAAGUUGUGAAAAUAGAAAGUUUUCAUUUAUUAUAUUUCUUUCUUUACUAAAAUCUAGUUGCCUUAACUUUCUAAUUGUAUAGUUGUGCCUUUUUUAUGAAGCUUAAAAUUUAAAAAAUGUACAGUUUUGUUCAUAAGCUUUUUUAUGUUUAUGUGUUAGCUUUAUAGCUUAGGAAUAAAAACAGUUAAAAGCAAAAUAAUUGUCAUUUGACAUAAAGUAUUUUUUAAUUUACUAAACCACUCUUGUAUACUGUGUAACACUGGUGUUCAGUUUAAGCUGUAGACAUAUACUUUUUGAAUACAAAUUAAGGAAGUGUGCUUAUUUUAUUGUAUUUCUUAUACACAAAGUUUUAAAAUUUGCACAACUUUAAAAACUGUUUGAAAUGUAGUUAUAAAGACAGCUGACAAAAAUUGUAUGCAAAAUUCUGAGUUUAUGUAUAAAAUAAGAUUACUUUAGUGUGAAUUUAUUUUAACUUGGAAACUUUUAUUAAACUGUUAUUUAAAUUUUUUCAAUACAUUUAAAUAUGAUUUUUCAGUAAAACCUCCCCUUAUAUAAUUUAUAGUACCAUAGCAUAUUUAGACCAAUCCCCAUUGCCUGUUACAAUCAUUGUUUAUAUAGUUAAUUAUGCUUUACUGUUGCAUUAAUCUUUGAUAUAAAUAUUUAUAAACAACUGUCAGUGAUUACAUUCCACUUAAAUGUUGAUAUAUAUUUACAAAGUUUAUUUUAAAUUAAAUAUUUUUUAAUAAGAUUUCUUAUUUGUGAUCUAUACAAGUUUUACAAAAUUACACAUGUGGUUCAUCACCAUAACUUAUUUAUUGUUUUGGAGUGUUCAUAGAUUCCUAUUGUUUUUACAAUUAAAAUGUUUUUGGGGAAAAAAAAUAAUGUACACAAAUUGUUAAACAGAUUUUGUGUAUGUGGAGGUAUAGACUUUAGGUUAUUUUCCACAAAAUGACUUUUACUUAAACAUAGCUCAUAAUUAUUUUAUUCAAUUUUAGCUGAUAUAAAAAAUUAAUGGUUGUGAAAAUUUAGUCAAAAAGGGCACAAGUAAUCCAAAAUUCAUAUUGACAGGGUAUACUUUAUUUCUACUUCAGAAGUACAGGGUUUGUGUAUGUUUUUUUAGGUUGGUAAGUACCAAACACUUUCCUUUUACUUUUUGUGAAUAAAGACACAAGGCUUAUUUGAUAUUUCUUGUAGCCUUUAGCUAAACUUGUAAUCUAAAUUAGAUUGAUGCUUUUAUAUACAACCAUCAUGCAGCUGUACCUGACAUUCCCAUUUUGUGUACACACAGUAAACAACAAACAUUUGAUUGGCUCUGUUCUUUUUACAGAGAUAGUUAACAUUCCACCCACCUCUGUACAGUUUUAAAGUUGUGAGUUUUAUGGCCAGGUAGAGAAAGUUUAGUUUUAAAAUUUCCAAGUUUCUCAAUUUUUCUCCAUUGAAAAACUGCACUUACUUGAGCUUAGAAUUCACAUAAGUUGUUUCUAUCCUUAUAAAAAUAUUAAUUGAUAGGCUCUUUCUAUCUAAACAUUUGUAUUUUCAUAUCUUUUUAUCAAAUCCAAAUAUUGUCCUUAGUUUUAAUAUGAAUAUUGUGGCAUGUGUAAGGUUGUGACAACAAACACACAAAUGUACUUACAUGAUUUUUUGUUAAUGUCAUUUAAAACAGCUGAAAUACAUUUGCAGUUUUUGUUUAAAAAACACCCUUGUGGAUAAAAUACAGUUGUUAGUAAACUGGUUAUCUCAGCAUUAUUUAAAAAUAAAAAAAAAUCACAACCAAAUUUCUUAGUAUCACCAUUGAAAUAUUUUAUGUUGGAUUUUAGACAUAAAGUUGUAGUAAGAACUGGAUUACUCUCAUUUGUUUAAUAAAUUAGAUGUCUUCUUGGAUACACUUUUUUUUUGUUCUUUCUUGUAACCUUUUUGACAAGUAAUUCUUAUCAAGAAAAUAAAAAUUGGCAAGUAAA